AUGGCGAUGCAGCUUGAUAUGUCUCAAGCUUCUGUCAUGAAGGAUGAACAGGGCCGACCGUUCAUCAUCGUUCGAGACCAGGGAAAGAAGAAGAGACAGCAUGGAACAGAGGCUGUUAAAUCUCACAUCGUGGCUGCGAAGACCGUUGCCAGCAUCGUGAAGACUUCUCUGGGUCCCCGUGGUCUCGAUAAGAUCCUGAUUUCCCCCGACGGUGACAUUACUGUUACCAAUGAUGGUGCUACCAUCCUUGGCCAGAUGGAAAUUACAAACAACGUGGCCAAACUCCUCGUCGAGCUCUCGAAGUCCCAGGAUGAAGAAAUUGGUGAUGGAACAACCGGUGUUGUCGUCCUGGCCGCGGCCAUGCUGGAACAGGCGUCCGAUCUCAUCGACAAGGGCAUUCACCCUAUCCGAAUUGCGGAUGGUUACGACCAAGCCUGCGACAUCGCCGUAUCGAAGCUUGAUCAGAUCAGUGACGAAAUCAAAUUCACAAGAGAUAACACUGAGAACCUGCUCAAGGUCGCAAAGACGAGUUUAGGAAGCAAGAUCGUUUCCAAAUCACACGACCAGUUUGCACAGAUCGCCGUCGAUGCCGUGCUCUCUGUUGCAGAUCUCGAGCGGAAGGAUGUGGACUUCGAGCUGAUCAAGGUGGACGGGAAAGUUGGUGGAGCGCUUGAGGACUCCCUCCUGGUCAAGGGUGUCAUCGUGGAUAAGGACUUCUCUCACCCCCAGAUGCCCGAUGAGGUCAGGGAUGCUAAGCUGGCAAUCCUGACCUGCCCAUUCGAACCGCCCAAGCCGAAGACAAAGCACAAGCUCGACAUCACAUCGGUGGAGGAGUUCAAGCGCCUGCAAGAUUACGAGCGGGAGAAGUUCACAGAGAUGAUCCAAAACCUCAAGGACUCCGGCGCCAACCUGGUAAUCUGUCAGUGGGGUUUCGAUGAUGAGGCUAACCACCUUCUGCUGCAAAACAAGCUCCCUGCCGUUCGCUGGGUGGGUGGACCUGAAAUCGAGUUGAUUGCCAUUGCUACGAACGGGCGUAUCGUACCUCGCUUCGAGGACCUCAACGCAGACAAGCUUGGAAGAGCCGGCCGAGUGCGCGAGAUGACGUUCGGUACUACGCGAGAGAAGAUGCUUGUUAUUGAAGAGUGCGCGAACAGCCGUGCCGUGACGAUAUUCGUGCGAGGAAGUAACAAAAUGAUCAUCGAUGAAGCCAAACGAUCAUUGCACGACGCCAUUUGCGUUGUCCGUAACCUUGUUACAGACAACCGUGUUGUGUAUGGUGGUGGUGCUGCGGAGAUUGCCUGCUCCAUUGCCGUGGAAGAUGCCGCUGUCAAGAGCCCCGGAAUUGAGCAGUAUGCCAUGCGUGCAUUCGCGGAUGCACUUGAUUCAGUCCCUCUCGCUCUGUCCGAGAACUCUGGUUUGAGUCCGAUUGAAACCCUUGCUGCGAUCAAGUCCCGCCAGGUGAAGGAGAAUAACUCUCGCCUGGGUGUUGACUGCAUGCUGAGCGGCAACAAUGAUAUGAAAGAACACUUUGUCAUCGACCCGCUCAUUGGGAAGCGACAGCAAUUGCUGCUCGCGACCCAGCUGUGCCGUAUGGUUCUGAAGAUCAACAAUGUCAUCAUCUCCGGAGACGACGAGCAGGAGUUCUAG
Aspergillus puulaauensis is the source of this 1647-nucleotide messenger RNA. It is a transcript of the gene CCT5, whose product is annotated as chaperonin-containing T-complex subunit CCT5. Gene Ontology annotation, molecular function: ATP-dependent protein folding chaperone; ATP binding; ATP hydrolysis activity. Lineage: Eukaryota; Fungi; Ascomycota; Eurotiomycetes; Eurotiales; Aspergillaceae. Gene Ontology annotation, cellular component: chaperonin-containing T-complex. The record is from RefSeq and is a predicted model, not a curated record. The transcript is spliced from 11 exons. Gene Ontology annotation, biological process: protein folding. Bases 1 to 1647 code for a protein of 548 amino acids.